GCAUCAAUUUGAGUGCAGCAAGAGUAUUUUGGUUUCUCAUGCAACUUCAACUUGUUUUCAUUGUUUAAACUUUACAAGUUAGAGUUUGAUCUAGCCAUGAAGAGUAGUGAUUUGAAAAGGGCUCUUCAGUGUCUUCUAACAAUGAGCAGUAGCAGGGAUAUAAGACAAGAUAGUACUGUUCUGAAUGACAUCCUAAAUUUAACAACUAAAAUGGAAAAUAUGGCUGAAGCAGUUCAAGGAAUUGUAAAAUAUGCACAGGAGUUUUUGGACCUCAUUGAUGCUGCUGAUGCUAUUGCUCAAGCUGAUAUUGCUCGCGAAGCUCUAAAAUGGUUAGCUACUGCAGGUUCAAUGAAAGGGGCUUUACACGGUCAGGAGUUAAGAGGACUAUGGGGAGUUAACACGUCUUAGUGCAAUUAAGUUCCCAUAUUUGUUUCUCUUCCACACUUGUUUUCCAAGCCCUUGGAUGGUUGCAAGUUGCAUAAGAUCUGCUUCAGUUCAAUUUUCUAUUGUAAGAUAUAUUUAUGACGCAUCUGAGGUAGUUGGUCACAAAAAUAGCCUUUUUUUGUGCCAUAAGACUGCUCAUCCCUUCUCUCUUCUCUUCUUUCAGUAAUCCACAUAUUUCAUUCAUUCAGUUUGCUUGGAUUCUGUGCACGCUAGGAAGUUUUUGUAUUAUCUUCAUGAUGUUGCAUAUAUACGCAAUGUGAUUCUCAUAGAUCAUGGUACCCGUCGAAGUUUUGGAGAUUUGGACUUUCUUGGUCUCAGAGUGGUUCUCAUUUCUUUUGCUGAAAAAUUAAUUGCCAUUAAGGUU
Rubroshorea leprosula is the source of this 808-nucleotide messenger RNA. Lineage: Eukaryota; Viridiplantae; Streptophyta; Magnoliopsida; Malvales; Dipterocarpaceae. The record is from the annotation of a GenBank genome assembly.